Manduca sexta (tobacco hornworm) is the source of this 741-nucleotide messenger RNA. RefSeq lists its product as uncharacterized. NCBI's taxonomy places the organism in Eukaryota, Metazoa, Arthropoda, Insecta, Lepidoptera, Sphingidae. Bases 170 to 487 code for a protein of 105 amino acids. The record is from RefSeq and is a predicted model, not a curated record. The transcript has 4 exons.
AGACUUGACUGUGGUGGGCUUGAAAAAAGCUGUUUUGAAGAAAGUAGAAGCUAACAACGAUAAAACUGUGCUGACUGUAGUGAUUGAGACUCCAAUCGAAGUUAAGGGGGUUUACACUGCAGGAGGUUCUCUCCUUAGCGUACCUGUCGAGGGACAUGGUCAGACGGAGAUGAAAACUGAAAAAGUGAAGCUCACAGUGAAAGCUAAUCUGCAGAAAUUCAAUAAGAAUGGCGCCGAACACUACAAAAUUGCAACAUACGAUUUGAAAUUCAACUUUAUUGAGCAAUUAUUCAUUGAAUUCCACAAUCUGUUCAACGGAGAUAAUACCAAAGCUGAUCCUAUCCGUGCGAUCAUCCGUGAGAGUUGGAGGGAUCUGGUGCCCGAAAUUGGUAAACCCAUCAUCAAGGAGCUUGCGGACAUCGUGAUCGCUGCAAUGAACAAGUUCCUGGCAGGGCUACCCAUUGAUGAACUGGAAAUCAUUGCAUAAAAGCACUGGAAAAAUUAUUCGUUUAAAAAUUAUAAACGUUGCUAUUUCACAGAUUAUAUAGUUGCAUAUUUUUGUUGUAAUAGUUUUAAUAUAAAUUGUUUUUUUUGUUAUGUUCAAAUGGUUAUAAGAUUGGCAUCUUUAAAACAUAAAAGGAAUGCUUAUUUUUUUACAAUAUACCGACAAGUUUGAACAAAAAAUUCAUUAGAAAUUCUCAACUGAAAUGUUAUUGUUAAAUAAAUGAAUAUAAAUAAAAA